CGCACCCAAUCCUUUCUUCUCAACUACAUAACCAGUAACUAGCAAAGGUUAACUUUCAACAGAUAGCAACAAUGGGGAGUUCAGGGCAAGUAUCAUGGAAAUUGGAAGAUCACCCUAAUCUCCCAAAGGGGAAGACCAUCGCUCUCAUCGUUCUCGAUGGCUGGGGCGAAAACAAACCCGAUGACUACAAUUGUAUUCAUGUCGCUCAAACUCCCACCAUGGAUUCUCUCAAGAAGGGAGCCCCUGAAAAGUGGAGAUUAAUCAAGGCUCAUGGUAAUGCUGUAGGGCUUCCCACUGAGGAUGACAUGGGAAAUAGUGAAGUCGGCCACAAUGCUCUCGGUGCAGGACGCAUUUUUGCACAAGGGGCUAAGCUUGUUGAUUUUGCUCUCGCCUCUGGGAAAAUCUAUGGGGGAGAAGGAUUUAAGUAUAUAAGUAAAUGUUUUGAAAAGGGAACUCUGCACCUGAUCGGAUUACUUAGUGAUGGUGGUGUCCAUUCCCGACUAGAUCAAUUGCAGUUGUUGUUGAAAGGAGCUAGUGAGCGUGGUGCUAAAAGAAUUCGUGUUCACAUUCUCACUGAUGGUCGUGAUGUAUUGGAUGGUUCAAGUGUAGGUUUUGUGGAGACUCUUGAGAAUGACCUUGCAAAAUUACGUGAGGGCGGUGUUGAUGCCCGGAUCGCAUCUGGUGGAGGCCGCAUGUAUGUCACAAUGGACCGAUAUGAGAAUGACUGGGACGUUGUGAAACGAGGAUGGGAUGCUCAGGUUCUUGGUGAAGCCCCACACAAGUUUACAAAUGCUGUUGAAGCUGUAAAGAAAUUAAGGGAAAAUGCCAAUGACCAGUACUUACCUCCCUUUGUUAUUGUUGAUGAGAAUGAGAAGGCCGUGGGUCCAAUAGUAGAUGGAGAUGCUGUUGUUACUUUUAACUUCCGAGCAGAUCGGAUGGUUAUGCUUGCUAAGGCACUUGAAUAUCAAGAUUUUGACAAAUUUGACCGUGUACGAGUCCCUAAAAUUCGUUAUGCUGGAAUGCUUCAAUAUGAUGGUGAGUUGAAGCUUCCAAACCACUACCUUGUUUCUCCACCCGAGAUUGACAGAACAUCUGGCGAAUAUUUGGUGCAUAACGGUGUCCGUACUUUUGCAUGCAGUGAGACUGUCAAAUUUGGCCAUGUCACUUUCUUUUGGAAUGGAAAUCGCUCUGGCUAUUUCAACCCCGAAAUGGAAGAAUAUGUUGAAAUCCCAAGUGAUGUUGGCAUUACAUUCAACGUCCAACCGAAGAUGAAGGCAUUGGAGAUUGGUGAAAAGGCUAGGGAUGCAAUUCUGAGCCGCAAAUUUGACCAGGUGCGUGUGAACAUACCAAAUGGUGACAUGGUGGGUCAUACUGGAGAUAUCCAGGCUACAGUUGUGGCAUGCAAGGCUGCUGAUGAAGCCGUUAAGAUUAUCAUCGAUGCGAUAGAGCAAGUCGGUGGAAUAUAUGUUGUGACCGCUGAUCAUGGAAAUGCUGAGGACAUGGUCAAAAGGAAUAAGUCCGGACAACCUCUUCUUGACAAGAAUGGCAAUCUCCAAAUUCUCACCUCCCACACUUGUCAACCUGUGCCUAUUGCAAUCGGAGGUCCGGGAUUGGCACCGGGGGUUCGAUUCCGGAAUGACGUUCCAAUUGGGGGACUGGCAAAUGUGGCUGCAACCGUCAUGAACCUCCAUGGUUAUGUAGCUCCGAACGACUAUGAGCCAACACUGAUUGAAGUAGUGAACAAUUAGGGGGUUAGGCCUUUUGCACUCUUUUCCUCGAGACUUUGAAUCCCUAUGCAAGUUUGGAAUAAGGAUUUAUUUGAUUCCAAAUGCUCAGUCUACUAAGAUUGACAUUUGUGGUUGAGUAUGUUUCCCCGAAGUGUUGAGAAAAUUUUUAAAUGGAUUAUUUCUCUAUUGUUU
Messenger RNA from Hibiscus syriacus, 1919 nucleotides. RefSeq names its product 2,3-bisphosphoglycerate-independent phosphoglycerate mutase-like. NCBI's taxonomy places the organism in Eukaryota, Viridiplantae, Streptophyta, Magnoliopsida, Malvales, Malvaceae. Gene Ontology annotation, molecular function: manganese ion binding. The transcript is spliced from 9 exons. Gene Ontology annotation, biological process: glucose catabolic process. Gene Ontology annotation, cellular component: cytoplasm. The coding region runs from base 72 to 1748 and encodes 558 amino acids. The record is from RefSeq and is a predicted model, not a curated record.